GUAGGAGUUUGUCUCUGUCUCUAGAAAAUAGAAGGUACGCCACCUAUAAAAAGAAGAAACACACCAAGGAAUCAUGAGCUCGUGCAUGAGGAGCUCGCGCUCCCUCCUCGCUGCAGCCAUCCGUCUCCUGCAAGUCUUCUGUCAACGUAUGUCUAUGGCAUUGCGUGUUUCUCAGGACUAUUGUACCUCCCUGUGGAGGUCGGUGACCAUCCACUUGGCUCUUAGCCGGUACUUACACGCCCUGUGGAGGGUCAUGACAGCAUCUAUGUUCCAAACUCUCCAUGUCGGCACAAGGACCAUUGUCUACCGUGAAUUUUACGUUGAGACCGUGCCCUGCACCAACCGCACCCACAAGGUCAUCCGCUCUCCCAGGAAAGCACGAGAAAUUGGAGAGCGUGCCUUUGCAAAUUUCAAGAAGAAGCACGCCUCCAAGAUCCUCGACCCACACCACCAUGAAAGUGUUCGCGUCCAUGCCAUUGGCUGGAAGAUCAUUCGCGCUAUCCGUCGUGUAUUGUCCAUUAAGAGAAAGAUAGAGCGACAAGGACAGGAACCACUACAGAAGAUGACACGUCUGGGUUGGAUCCGCGAGCUCAAUUUGGAGGUGAUAGUCGUAGAGGAAAAUGUCAGAACAGGACGGUGCUUUCCUGGUGGUGGCAAGAUAGUACUCUACACGGGAUUACUUGAUCAUUUCAGCACAGAUGCUGAGAUUGCCACCAUCAUCGCGCAUGAGGUUGGACAUAUUAUUGCGAGGCACUCCUCUGAGAUGAUCAAAAUAUUCAAGUGGUGGCUCCCAACCCGCCUCCUCGUGACGCCAUUGUUACAAAGGAAUGAGCUAGAGGCAGAUUACAUUGGAAUGUUGCUACAGGCUGCUGCUGGUUUCGAUCCCCACGCUGCCCCUAUGUCCCUUGAAAAGCAAGGACGAAUAAAUCGGAAGUCGACAUUGACAAAAUUGCUCUCCUUCUUCUCAUUCAGCGCUCAUCCAUCUACUAAGAAAAGAUCACAACUUUUAUCACAACCCAAGGUCAUGGAGGAGGCUAUGGAAUUGUACAGAGAAGCAACCAGUGACGGGCCUGACAAUGAAGGAUGUAGUUCCUCUUAAUAAAGCUCUAGCUAGAUCUGCGUAGGAUUUGGUGGUGCAUCAAUUGUGCAAAAGAAUGCACACAAGCAUUUUCUUGUUAGAUUUGUGGACUGAUGUUAAAUGAGUACUGCUAUCAAUACUAGUUGCAUGUCCAUGUGUUGCCAUGGAACCAUACCAAAAUUGCUUUAGUUGUACUUGUCCCACCUCAUCCAUAUCACUAAUUUUAU
Molecule: messenger RNA, 1305 nt
Organism: Triticum aestivum (bread wheat)
Lineage: Eukaryota; Viridiplantae; Streptophyta; Magnoliopsida; Poales; Poaceae
Product: mitochondrial metalloendopeptidase OMA1
Exons: 3
Coding region: 74-1099 (341 amino acids)
Cellular component (GO): membrane
Molecular function (GO): metalloendopeptidase activity
Source: RefSeq, a predicted model, not a curated record